AAAAACAAAUGUAGAGUACUGUGAACUGUAGCGUAUUUUGUAGAUCAUCAGUUUCAAAAAUUUGCCUAACCUUAAACCUAUACUUUGUAAACCUAAAAAUUUCACACAAUGUAUGCAGCACAUUUUGAAAAACAGAAAAAAGAGACGUCAAACUCUCUUUUGGUGACAUGUUUAAGUUUAAUUAAAAAAUCCUGUUCUGAUAAAGAGAAGUUUUCAGUCCUACUCGAGGUGACACAACAUGUGUCAGAAAACUCAUUUACAGCCGAUGACCAGUCUGUUGUCUUACAAACACUUGGCUUUGAAUUUCUGUCCAGACUUCUCAGAACUGGUGAUGAUUCAUGUCCAAUCAGCACCCAGCAAUCCAUUGCAUUAUGUUUAUUGUCUACAUUGACUACUGACCCAUAUGUUGUAAGCCAACCAGAAAUUAAAGAAGCUUUACAUUUUGUCAACCAUGUUCUAACAUCAAAUACUUUAGGGCAGGACUUGAAGGAGAAGUUCAUCCCCCUGUGUUGUGAUUGUGAGGAGAUAAUCUCAAACAUGGCUCAGUGCUCUACUGGUAUCAGUUAUCUUAUAGAGUGUGGAACUGCUGAUCUGUUGGUUGAUUAUGUUACAUCUGAACACUGUCAAAACUUUACUGCUGUACUGAACUGUCUAAGUCAAGUCAUGAGGGGUCGUGGGGAUUGUAUAUUCUCCAGUCAUCCGGACAAGUUUCAUCACUUAAUGAGCUUGACUGUUGAUAAGCUUGGACUUGGCUCUGACUUACGAGAAAAGUCAGAAUGUGCAAGGAUUCUAACUUCAUUCCUCAAUGGAAUCUCAACAAUUGAAGUCACUGCUCAAACAGAUUGGGUUAUUAAAUUGGUGCAGAUUUUGAAGAAAUUUAUCACCAUUAAAAUGAGCCCCGAGGAUAGCGACGCUGUGUUGUUUCUUGUCAGUGCUCUGGUUGAUGCGGCUGGGGUGGAAGUCUUGAACCCUAAAGUUGUUGGAGAUGCCGGUCUGUUAAAAGCUGUUGUAGCCAGAGUUUCUGUGGAGAUUUAUGUCAGUUUGGAUUGCAUUGACUUGAGUAAUGCUUUGGAGAGGUAUGCUGUACUGGACAAGGCGUAUAAACUCAUGUGUAAUGUGAUUGAGUUUCUGGGAGACUUUGGUGAAACUUUGGACUCAGAUUCCAUUAUUGUUAUAUACAGGAAACUUGUGGAAACAGGGGAGACAAUCACAGACUUCCUGUGCUCAGUCUCUAGUCAGGAGGUUGAUCUGCCCAAAAAUCACAGUGUUGUAUUGAUAUCAGUCAGAACAAUAGCAGCAAUGUUGUCUGAAAUUACUGAAGAACCGACACAAAAACUUUUAGAGUUACUUCCUUUUUUCAACUUUUUAUGUCAAAAUGUAGAGUACACAGAUGAUGUUGUUACAGAGGUUAAGAAUGCAACCCAGGCUGCCUUAGAAAAUAUAAAAGUAAUGGGCUUAAACACCAAUCAAGAAAUAAGUGACUCCCAAUCAUUAACUGCUGAACCACCUAUCAAUCACCCAUCAAACUUAACUUCACUAAUUAACAAAGUUAAUGAAGUGGAACCUGAUUUUUCAAGUGUUGAAAAUGACAUUAACGAAUCUAUACCACUAAUUGGUGAUUUAAAAAUAGAUCAAAAUACAGAAAUCAAGAAUAGAACUGAAUCGAAUAAAAAAUCUAUGUUAGUUUCAGAUCAUAUAAGCAGUUGUAAAAAAAAUAACGAUGUACAUAAUGUUAAUAAUAAUCAAGCUGAAACGAAAGAUGAAUCACAUUUCACCAGUGCUAAAGUUAAUCUCACCGAAGACGACAUUAAAGAGUUCUGCUCCCACCGACAAGCUGUGUAUUCUCAAAGAUCUCGGCCACUUCCCUUGCUCUCAAGGAAGGUUUCCUUUAGCAGCAGACCUAAAAGGAAAACGGUGAAGGGCGUGGAGGAGAUGCAGCACUGGAAGCCGAUGCCUGACGACGUGCUCCGCUUCUUGAUGCCAGCGUAUGGGUUUUUGAUUGAGUGUCCGGAGGCGUUGUAUGCGAUGGUCAAGUGUGAUGUGUUUCAAACUGUUGUGAACUUUCUGGAGAGGUCCUUAACCCUGCUUUUACAGGACCAAAGCACAUCUUGCCCAGAGAGUAUGACAAUCCAUGCACUGGGCUUGGUUGAGCAAAUCUACACCAACUCCCCCAUUACUGCUGCUGAUCUGCAAUGUUUUCAAAGUUUGUUUGAGUUAUCUCUCCUGUCUGUGCCUAACCUGUUAAAUCUACCUCACCCCCCACCUCUGGUGUGUUUGAAAUUACUUGAAGUCUGUCUUGUGGCUUACCGCUUGCAAAUGAGAAAAAAUAAAAGAAAUUCUUCAUUGCAAAGAUUAAAACAUUCACAGUCUAGGCUGUUUAAGGCAAUUGUGGAAUAUUUGAGUACAUUCUAUGAGUUUAGGCAACGGAAGGGCAGAUCACUCAUGAUGCAUAUUCAAAAGGAAUUAAGAGUUAUCUGGCCUUUAGCUGGAGAAGUUUGGGCUGGCUGUAUUGCUGGUUUAUGCACACUGGUAAGAUCAGUGGAAGAACUGCAGGAUACUCUAGUCAAGUCUUUGAUGCUGCCAGAUUUUUUAGAUUUCCUCAAAGAGUGUGAAGAUUUUGAAUCGAGUUCCUCAGAGGAGGUAAAGAAGAUGGUUGAAUCUUUGUUGUCAUUGGUUGAAAGUGCUGCUGAAGGCUCUAAUUUACUGUGUGAACUCAUACUCCAACACCAUGGCCAAGAGAUUGCUAGCAAGUUUCAACUUCAGAAGCUGCAGAGGUGCAUGAGUAGAGCUGUUCGCAAGACAAAUGGAACAUCAUAGUUAAGGAG
Molecule: messenger RNA, 2825 nt
Organism: Physella acuta
Lineage: Eukaryota; Metazoa; Mollusca; Gastropoda; Physidae
Biological process (GO): regulation of neuronal synaptic plasticity; neuron projection development
Cellular component (GO): dendrite
Source: RefSeq, a predicted model, not a curated record